Molecule: messenger RNA, 636 nt
Organism: Puccinia triticina
Lineage: Eukaryota; Fungi; Basidiomycota; Pucciniomycetes; Pucciniales; Pucciniaceae
Exons: 2
Coding region: 1-636 (211 amino acids)
Source: RefSeq, a predicted model, not a curated record
AUGCCAUUGUUCAACCCAUGGAACCCAAACAACCCCGCAGCUUCCCAUCCUGUCCCCAGAGCAAUGGGUGCUUCUCCGGCCAUGUUGCAGCAACAUCAACAACAAACCAACCCAACUGAGCAACUUUCUCCGAAUUUCCGACCAGCUCAUCAACACGAAGCAAUCAGUCAAACUCACUCCGACAGCACUCCAGUCAGCUCAUUGUUGGGAAGUCAAAGUUUAACCCAAUCGGACAUCAGCAUGAAUGAAGAUCGGUCGGAGUACUUGCCGUCGCAAGCCGAAACUACUGCUAAUGCACUCGCCAACACCAAUCAACCCGAUGACCAAACUAGCGAGCCGUCCCAAGGCCAACCUGGAGUUUCAUCUCCACGAGUCCAUCGUGCUGCUGGGUGUGUGUCAACCGGCACACAAAUAGCGGGGGCUUUGAGUGAGCUUGUCAGCUUGAAUCAACCCGGUCAAAAGAAAACGCAAGGAGCAUUUGCCAUGAAGUUCUUCCAAGAACACAAUCAGGACGAGUUUGACGAUCUCGAACAAUUGGCGAUCAUCGAGGUUUUCUAUUCCGAGCGUUGGGCUGCCUUGUACAUGUCAAUUGAGAGGAAGCAAUUGCGACUUGAAUGGCUUCGAAAGCAGAUCUAG